Anisakis simplex (herring worm) is the source of this 705-nucleotide messenger RNA. NCBI's taxonomy places the organism in Eukaryota, Metazoa, Nematoda, Chromadorea, Rhabditida, Anisakidae. The record is from the annotation of a GenBank genome assembly.
AUGAAUUCAUUGAGGAAGAAAGUGAUGCUGCAUCUCGAUCAAAGUCUCGAUCACGGUCUUUGUCCCGUGCAGUCAAAUUUGUACUUUAUUUUGACCAAACACUUACAUUUUACAACUUGUCGAAGUCAAGGUCGCUUGAUUUUGGUAGAAACAAAAUUUGAAUUCAGAUCACGCGAUUCGAGAUCAUCUCGUGGCGGCAGAUCACGCAACGGAGGAAGUUCGAAAUAUUCUUCAAGAGAUGAUCCUGAACCUUCCAAAUGUCUGGGUGUUUUUGGUUUAUCUUUGUACACCACCGAACGUGAUCUCAGGGAUUUAUUUUCUCAGUAUGGUGACAUUGAUAAAGUGCAGCUGGUGUUCGAUCGUCCAACAGGUCGUUCUCGUGGGUUCGGUUUCAUAUACUUCGAUAAAUUGGAGGAUGCGGUGAAAGCAAAGGAGAAGUUGACAGGGUCGGAAGUGGAUGGGCAUAAGGUUCGAGUGGAUUACUCGGUAACGAAACGGGCACAUACCCCGACCCCGGGUAUCUAUAUGGGUACACCAUCGCAAACGAGGGGAGGAGGGGGAUAUCGUCGUCCGUCAUAUCGAUAUGAUUAUCGACGAUCUCCAUCUCCAUAUAGAGGCAGUUAUCGCAGUGGAAGAAGUCCAAGAUAUCGAGGUUCAUAUUACGAUUCAAUGAGGUUUGUAUCAUUUAUUACUGAUUGUGCUUAA